Molecule: messenger RNA, 992 nt
Organism: Stegastes partitus (bicolor damselfish)
Lineage: Eukaryota; Metazoa; Chordata; Actinopteri; Pomacentridae
Gene: ecrg4a
Product: ECRG4 augurin precursor a
Exons: 4
Coding region: 83-520 (145 amino acids)
Biological process (GO): regulation of cell population proliferation; cellular senescence; anaphase-promoting complex-dependent catabolic process
Source: RefSeq, a predicted model, not a curated record
CACUCUUCCCUCUGGUUGUGAAGCAGUUUAAACACAGUUGUUGCCUUUAAGGAGCUCUGGAAAGACUCUGAGUGGGUACAAGAUGGCAUCCCAGCAGCUCUUUUUGAAGUUAAUGGGGCUGACUGUACUGCUGAUACUAUUAGCUCUUAGCGAUGCAUCCAGUGACAGAAGCUUACUCAAGAUCUUAAGGAAAAGAGACGUGGCAGGAGCUGGUACUGCCCCAUCAAAGUCCUCCAUCGCGGUCCCUUCUUCCAAGGCUCAGGAGUUCCUGGCAAAGCUGAGCAGAACCAAGAGGAACGUCUGGGAUCGCAGCAGACCAGACGUGCAGCAGUGGAUUAUGCAGUUUAUGUACAUGGGGUUUGACGAGCAGAGGCUGGAGACUGACCUGUCGUACUGGAUGGACCACGCACGCUCCAGUGAUCAAGGACGUCAGCACCACUAUGAUGAAAACUCCCCCAUCGGCCCGCGGGACCCUUCUUCUUACAGACACGGAGCGAAUGUCAACUACGACUACUAUUAACUCCACUCACACACGUGUUCAUUUUGGUUUCCAUCAUUUUCAGAGGACGUCACGUUGAGUUAUAUCGAUUUUUUCUGGUGCUUACCCUCACCUUAACCCCCAACUUUAAUCUCACUGUAACCUUAAACCAAGACUUUAUACUCAGAAUUUAAUCAUUUUUGCUCUGGGGACCUACUUUUUGUUACAAAGGAGGAGUCUGGUGGCCACAGUUUGAGUGUGUAAACAGAUUUAAGUACAUUAAAUACACACACAUACCUGCUUCUGUGUCUGAGUUAGUCCCCUGAUUUCUCUCUGAUUUUUCUUGUCUUGAUUGGUUACACCCACAAAUGUAACCCCGUCCAACUCGUUUACUUACACACUAGUUAGAAAAAUGAACAUAAAACAGUGUGUUUUUGCUCUUGUUAAACAUCAACAUAAUGCUUUGAGGCAGCUGAUUGUCGUUGGUUGUGAAUAAAGAUGCGGCUCCGUCCUC